AGUGGGGAGAGCAGGAGGAUGUGGGGGGAAGAAACAGGAAUUAUUUUGCCAUCGCUGUUACAGUUUUGCAAGUAAUUUUAAUCCAUUUGUUGUCGUCAUCAUCAUGGCUUUUUUUUGUGAUGGUACUCGCCAGUAGGGAGUACUGGCACCUCUUUUUUGGCUCCCCAUGGCAGCACCCACAGCACUUUUAUCAAGAUAGGAGUACAGGCGCCUCAUUUUUUACCAAAAAAAAAAAAGGACUGAUCAUCAUCAUUUACUUUUUUGAGUAAGCUGUUUUGGGAACAUUUUUGAAGGGUGAAGUAAAAACCUUUCAAGCAAACCAAGACGAAGCCUUAGAAUCUUCUUACACUAUCAGGCCGAUGGGUAUAUAAAUAAUAAUACAUGGGAAUAUAUGGGGAAAGAAUAAGACAGUGUCUCUGGGCAUGUGUAGAAUGUGUAACCCUUGCCACUGAGUUAACUGCAGCCUCUCUGGCCUCUCUGCCUGCUUUUCAAAAGAAGGGCUUCCAGCCAGGAAUUCUUUAGAAAUUAAGCAAUGUGUGGGGUUGAGGUGGAUGGGGGUGGUUGUUUUCCUUUCCCCGGGCAAAGUCUCCCACGUGGGCAGGAUACGGUUAACUGCAGCCUGACACCCUCCUUCCCACCCUGCCCCCUUUUGUUUCCUGUAAGUGACACCCCGGCACCCUUAGCCAAUGGCUGGGUGGUGUAACAGGAGCUGUGGAGCUGUCCCAGGGGGAGGCCUCUUGGCUUCUUUGAUGGGCUCCAGAAGAAACUUUUCCACCACUACCACCUCCCUUCCUUUCGCUAUCUCCAGCUUCUCUGCAUCCCUGUUUUAUUUCCUUCCUGGCUUCCCUGCACCUCCUUCAGGAUCCAAUAUCUGCAAAGAAAAAAACCUACCCUAAUUCCCUCUGGGGUAUAUUUCAGCACCCCCGAAGCGCCUGCAGCAACCCCACCCCCUUGCCCCUCCCUUCUCUCUCUCCUCCUGACUUUUCUGAUCUUCCUCUUUUGAGCUUCUGUUAUUUUUAACCCGUUCCUGGGACUGACCUUUUGCUAGCCACACUUCCCCCCCCCAUCCCCUUCCUUUGCCAGCCCCAUUCUUGAACCCCUGCCCCCCUCUUCUGUGCUGAACUUGCACCAGUCCUGCACCUUACCUUUGCUGUGCUGGCACACUGUCCUCUUUCCCUUGCUGCAACCUGUUCAUUCUUGAGCUGAAGCGUUUUCUGAAUCUAGCACUGCUGGCGCUGCCCUCCCUUGCACACACACAUGCAACCCAUGGCGAUGCUGCUUGGAAACCUCCUUUGCCUGCUGGGUUGGGGCUGCCUCUGCUCCCUGUGUUAAACGGAGGGACUGCCCAACGCAGACGCUCCUCCAUCUGGACAGGAUGCUGAGCCCCACGUACAAGCAGCGCAAUGAGGAUUUCCGCAGGAUCUUCAAAGGACUGCCUGAAACUGAACGGCUCCUUGUGGAUUACUCCUGUGCGUUGCAGCGCGACAUCUUGCUUCAAGGGCGGCUCUACCUGUCGGAGAACUGGAUCUGCUUUUACAGCAACAUCUUCCGAUGGGAGACCACGAUCUCCAUCCAACUCAAGGAGGUGAAAUGCAUCAGGAAAGAGAAGACAGCCAAGCUGAUCCCCAACGCAAUUCAGAUCUGCACAGAGACUGAGAAGCAUUUCUUCACAUCAUUUGGCGCCCGUGACCGCUGCUUCAUGCUGAUCUUCCGCCUCUGGCAGAAUACGCUCCUGGAUAAGACUUUGUCCCCUCAAGAGCUCUGGCACAUUGUCCACCAAUGCUAUGGCUCUGAACUUGGCCUCACCAGCGAGGAUGAUGAUUACGUCUCUCCCAUCGAUGAGAUCAAUGGUUUGGGAAGCCCCAAAGAGACAGGGGACGUCAUUGACCUGAGCGACUUGACUUCCCGUUGCAGCACAGACCUCAAGCUGGAUACCAGCCCCCUCCUGGACAAAAGGGACGCCAGCCAGAGCAUCAACUCACUGGCCAGCAGUAGUGAUGGGACCACCUCGCUGGCAGAGGACCCAGAUGAGAAUACUGACAGCCAAGUGGAUGCCUCUUCCAGUCACACAGUGACCUCAGCAACAGAACCUCCCAGAGAUGAUUUGCCACAAGGGCCACUAGUGCCCCCUCUGGAGGGGGAUCCACUUCCCAGCGAGGAGCUCCUGACAGACAUAAGCAAUUCUUCUUCCUCCACGCAAGAUGAAGCUGAGGUGGAUGCUUUCUUUUCUGACCUGCCUGGGCGGUUGCUCAUUAACACCGUUUAUCACGUUGGAGCUGAAAGGCUGCAGCAGAUGCUCUUCAGUGACUCCCAAUUCAUACACAACUUUUUGGACCAGCGCAAGUUCACAGAUGUGACACUGACUUCGUGGACUGGCGACAACAAGUGCCACCAAAGCCGCGUCAUCACCUACACCAUCCCCAUCAACAACCCACUGGGUCCCAAGGCUGCAGCUGUAGUGGAGACCCAGACUCUGUUCCGUGCCAGUUCCAAGAGCGGGGGCUGUGUGGUUGACUCGGAAGUGAUCACGCAGGGCAUUCCCUACCAGGACUACUUCUACACAGUGCAACGAUACUGUAUCACUGCCAUGGCCAAGAGCAAGGCUCGACUCAGAGUCUCCUCUGAGAUUCGGUACCGGAAACAGCCGUGGAACCUAGUGAAGACGCUCAUUGAAAAAAACACCUGGAGUGGUGUUGAAGAAUACUUUCAGCACUUGGAGCUGGCGCUGGUGCAAGCAGAGAAGGCCCUGAUAGAAGAAAGCUGCCACGGCAAAGAGCCACGGGGGCUCCUGUCUGGACUGCGUCGGCGGAAACGCACCCUGAGCUGGAGAGCCCCACAUGUUGAGCCCCCACUCCCCACAUUGCCUGAUGGUGAUGGGGCAGCCCGCUCCAUCCGCCCAUCAGGCAGCCUGACCUCGCGUCUCUCGGAGCAGCUCUCGGAGCAAGGCCAAGGCCAAACUGUCUCCACUGUGAUCCUCAUCAUCAGCCUGGUCCUUGUGGUUCUGGUCAUCUUGAACAUGAUGCUGUUCUACAGGCUCUGGUCUCUGGAGCACACAGCCCGCACCUUUGAAUCCUGGCAGGCGUAUGCACUCUCCAAUGGAAAGCUUCCACAGACAGCAUCCGAAUGGGCUGAGAUCCUUGAACUGCAGAAGCGGUUCCACAGUGUGGAGGUGCAGAAGUGGAAACAGAUCCUCAAGGCCUCAGUGGAGCUUCUAGAUGAGAUGAAAAUCUCCCUUGAGAAGCUGCACCAGGGCAUCACGGUGGCCGAACCCCCGUUGGAGCCAGAGUGAAACCAUGACAACUCCCUCUCCUGAGGGUGUUGCUGGGUUUGAGGAGACGAUUCUGGACCUGCCUCAGAAGCUGCUGCUGGAUCAUGGCACCCACAUCCCAUGGCUGUAUGUGUGUGUGUGUGUGAGAGAGGAGAUGACACCACACUCCUCCCCAUGCUCAUCAGCUGGACCUUAGCCUCAAGAGUGCCAGUGAUGGAUUUCAUCACCACCACUACUUUCCUGCUUCAGGGAUCUUUUGCCUGGAGCAUCUUCCUCUUCUCUUUUUCUCUCUGAGGGUCUCUGCAGUGACUUUGCUUUAUCCCCCUCCCCCUUUAAGUGCUAUUUAUAUUCCUCACAGGACCCCAGAGAGCUGUUGACUUCUGCUACUCCAGCACCCUUGGUUUCUUUCCAGCUGUUGUUCAAGAGUGUGUGUGGUGGGAGGAUAGGAAGAUUUAAGAGGAUGGACUCUGGUGCUUAUGUUUGCCUUGUGUCUUGAGACAGCUGGGACAGUAAUGACCCAUAUCCCCUCCACGUUGACGGCAACAAGGACCUGGCUCUGUGAUUCCUUUUUCGCUCACAUACACACUACUAAUGUGUGACUUGUUGGGUGAAGGGAAACCUGAGUCUCCAGUGAAUUCCUUCCUACUGUUCCCAUCCUUUGGUGAGCCUGAUUGUUUUAUUUAAAGGGAUCUUCUCAACAGUGUUACCUCUGACAAAAGGGGGGAAAGGGCAGGCGUGGCCCUUAAUAUUACAUUGCCAUAUAUCCGACUUUCAAAAGUCAGAGAGUGCUGCUAAGGCCCUGUGAGUUCUGCACUUAUCGCCCAUGUGGGAGUUAGCUUAAAGCAGGGGUGGGGAAAACUGCGGCCCUCCAGAUGUUGCUGGACUCCAAAUCCCAUGCUCCCUGACUGUUUGCCAUGCUGGCUAGGGCUGACGGGUGGAGUCCAACAACAUCCGGAGAACCGCAGGUUUCCCCAUCCCUGGCUUGACAGCAUGUCCAGGCAAGUGAGCCAGACAGGGAAGCAACUGAGGUGCCUCUGUCGUCUGGAGGUUAAACCCACCGGUCAUUCCAUUGACGCCAGCCUCUGCAUUUCCAUCCUGUGUUGGUGGGCUUAUCCCAGUCCAGACAGAAAGGUACCUGACUUCUGGAGGUUUCUGCUGUGUUUACCACAACAAAAAUGCCGAACGAAGCAUUUGGGAGAUGGUCAUCUGGAUGAGUGCAGAAUGGUGACUGGUAGUCAGGGCUCCUGGUUUGUUGUUUUGUCCCAUGUAGAUAGCACCAUUCUUCAACUCCAGGGCUCCUUUGCCUCAUUCCUCCUAGGCCAAUCUCCCAGGCAACAAAUGGGCCUUACCACAGCUUAGUUAUACUAUUACUUUAAAAUGGAGUUUCACUGCCAGUCUGGACCCCCAUGUGCCCUUGAGGGGGGUCUCUAAUCUUGAAAUCUGCCCCCUCCUGGGGAGGGGUGUGUGUCUGCCAGCCCUGUGUUCUCUCUCCCACCCUCCCAAGAGCUCUGGAGGUCUAGGUUUUUGACCCCCCUCUUCUCUCCCCCCUCCCACCAGUGUUGGGGUUGGGGGAUUCCCCCAGUUUUGUAGCUGUGUUCAGUGUUAACGUUCCUUUGUGUUCAAGGUUCCUUUGAGGUGCUGGAGCUUAUUUAUUAAGGAGCGGAAUAAAGACCGUGGAUCGGA
Rhineura floridana is the source of this 4951-nucleotide messenger RNA. It is a transcript of the gene GRAMD1A, whose product is annotated as GRAM domain containing 1A. The record is from RefSeq and is a predicted model, not a curated record. Bases 1376 to 3289 code for a protein of 637 amino acids. The transcript has 17 exons. Gene Ontology annotation, molecular function: sterol transfer activity; sterol binding. NCBI's taxonomy places the organism in Eukaryota, Metazoa, Chordata, Lepidosauria, Squamata, Rhineuridae. Gene Ontology annotation, cellular component: endoplasmic reticulum membrane; plasma membrane; endoplasmic reticulum-plasma membrane contact site. Gene Ontology annotation, biological process: intracellular sterol transport.